AUAAACAUUCUUCGUAUCUUUAAUAGUCUCGGUCGCCAGGAAAGGGACAUUUUGCAAUUAACUUAUAUCUAGUUUUUUAGCAAUUUAAAUUAUUACUUUUGAUUUUCAUAUUUAAAGUGGAACUAACAGACCGUCAUCCAGAUUAAUAGUUUAUAGCCUAUCAUGUGAAAAAUGCAAGUGUCAUAUGGUGCUUGGGCCUAGUCCAUUGAUUCAAGUUGUUUUUAGCAAAGAGUAAAUAAGGAUGGCUCCUGGAAUCGGAGGAAACGGUGGAGGCCCUCGCCAAACUGGAACUGUUCCUAAAACCAAAUCCCACAACGAAGCAUCACGAGAGUAUAACGGAGCGACUCGUCGAGAUUAUCAUCCCUUCAAUCAUGUCCACAUGCCCAACAACCUGAGCUCGCUGGACUGGCAGCCUGUCAACGAGACGAUUCCUCACCCUCGCAAUCGCAAGGAAUCCAACACUUCAGCCUCCAGGUUUUCUGAAUCUUUUGACACAGAAGAAAAUGGCGUAACACAAGACAACUUGUGGUUCAACACCGGCCAACGCCACUCUGUGUACAACAGCGACGAUGAUGAGGUAUCUCAAGCGAGCUGGGCCGAGAACGGCUACAAGAGCAACAACCUAGGACAGUCAGACAAGGCGCAGCAGGUGGCGUCUCGGCUGCAUCAGAUCAGAGACUAUGUCAACCAGACAGUCAGCAUGAUGGACGGGCUGCGAGCUACCGGCGGACAGCGCAAUAUGGCUCAGCACGAGAAAUUAUCCUCUAUGCUGGAAGGCCUGCGAGACAGUGAGUUGAAACUUCAAUCCCUGUACGAACGACUGCAACGCAACCCUGCACAACCCAAGGGGGAACCAGACAAUUUUCCUGCUCAACAAAUGCUAGAUACAUCGAGAGAACGUGCCAACACAUCUGUCACAUCUUCCUCAAAAUCAUCAGAGGCAGCUAGGAAAAAUGAACUGAAGAAGCAAGUGCAUAUAUCUCAGUUGAAGCUACAAGAACUGCAAGAGCAACAAGCCGCUUUGAAGGCGUUGAAGCAGAAGGCUCAGGAACAGCUGAAUGAAGCCCGGGCCGCACAAGGAGCUCUGAUGGCAGCCCACGGCACCUCACAGGCGGCCGCCAACACUGACAACAUGAUACAGGAGAGACUGCAGAAUCUGCAGCGCUUCUUUGACGCCAGACAUCAGAUUGUGCAGAUUGCCGGCUUGGAGGACGAGGAAGCAGACACGUCAGAGGUACAGAACAAACUGGACGAGUUACAAGCCAAGAAACACAACAUGGACCAACUGUUGGCACAGUUCUCCAACCUGCACACUAAUGUGGCCAACAACGUUGCUGAUGAACUUAGUCCUGAUGAAUGUGAAAGAGACGUGCAGAAUAAAAUGGCGGAGUUGAAUGCCAUGAGGGAGUUUCUCUCUACGUUGCAGAACAGUGCUCCUCAGCUGAGACCUGCCUCUCCCCAGGAAAGAGUUGUGAAAAAAGACUCUCGUGGAGGAUCUGUGGAGAAGUCCAACACACCUACAAAUCAAACUCUACAUGUAAAAACUCAACAACUUAAUGAGGCAAAGGCGAGGCUUCAGCAGCUGCAGAACCUAUUGCACACGGUAGAAGAGUUACGCAGCAAUGGUCAGCCCAUACCUGAAUCUGUGCUGCGGCUGAUGAAUGGCUCAGAACACAGCUCCAGUCCUACGCAGCAAGACAGGUCGGAUAUGUCGUCACAAGAUCUGAAUGUAUCUCAAGGCCCAAGCGAUCGACUGGUCAACUCCAGUGAGCGUGCUGAGAUGUUUGAGCGUAGUUGUCGCUCACUCAACUCCUGCGAGCGAGAGAGAGUCAAACAGCAGCCGGCCAACACUGUCAAACAUAACAACCAAGAGGGAAAAGUUGGGAUGAAAAUUCAGCUCGAAGAACUCAUCAGAAACCAAGAUCUUAGUUUACCUCAACCAUUGCAAAGUUCCAGUUUCCAAGAGCCUGGCAACGGCACCACUAUUGGCACUUGGGGAGGUUCCACACAAAGCACCUUGGACGAGGGAUACAACCCCGACUACUCUGGAGACAUGACAGAGACAACCAGUGUGAAGAAUGCUCCCAGCUGUAGACAACCUCACAACAUGUGGCGGAAACCUUCCUCAGGUAGUGCGUCAAGGUACAGCUGGUCCACGCCCUAUGUGCCACAGGAGGUGAGGAGGGGAGGGGAGAGAGGGGACAAUGUACCAACUGCUGACAUCCCUCCUCAACCUGACACUCACUGGGUCGUUCAGCAGAUCAGUCAGUUACAGAGUCAGUUACAACAGAUGAGUGGAUUGUACAAGAACUUUGUAGAGAAGCAACAGAACUCUCCUCCACCUUGGCUCACACCACCCAUCUCUGCAGCAUUGGGUCCGUAUUGCCAGUACAUUGCGUCUGCAGGCCAAUGGCAGCAGCAGCAGUUGUUGGUUCACUCCUUGAACCAGUGUUGCCAACUGAUUUGGCACCAACAGCAUGAAUUGGCAGCACUGAAAGAGACCCUUGCGCAGUUGCACCACCAGAACCCAGAGGCAGCUCAGUUCUCCCCCCAACAAGUGGAAAUUUCAUCCCCUCCCUCCAACUUGGGUCGAGCGCACAACCAGAACCACAACCACAAUCAUGGGGCAGUCAAGCCAUCCCUCGCGCCACCUGCCGUAGUGUCGAGCGCUCACUCCCUACCUAACCUAGUCUCUCCUCAGUCGCCCCCCUCCCCACCCCCUGUCAACAAUCGUAACCUGUUAGCUUCUCCCACUGCGACAGUUCUGUCUCUCCCUCCCUCCCUCAACACAAACCCUGCCAACCCCAAUAUAUACUUCAACCCCCACACCCAGUUUACAGACCCCAACUUUAUCAACCUGUAUCCACCCUACGGAAACAAUCUGAAUUUUGAGUUUCCAUCUCCAGUUAAUUUUUUUCCUAACCCUCCGGAACAGUUUUUGCCGUUCCAUCCGCAACCACAGCCUGCCACUACCCUGAAUAACCAGGUUCCCCCAGGCAAUAGGGCUAACAACUAUUGGGACAAUUUUAGAAGCUACUCUCGCCAGAAUCUUCUUAGCAACAGUGGUAAAAGCAAUGACGGCCUGCAACAACAACAGCAGCAGCAGCAACAACAACAACCACAACAACAACAACAACAAUCACAACGCACACCCAUGGAGAGGUUCCUCAACACAGAUCAUGAGGGGCUGCCUCCACCUCCUAGGAGCAGGAAGGAGAGGCUGGUGCGGGGGGAGGUAAAUCAGCUGAUGACAAGAGCUCAGGUACACCAGGAGGAGGGGGAGGGGGAAGCUAGCGGCCACCAGUACAAUUUGUCUCUUCCUUCACAUGGCAGACAAGUUUUGUAUUCUCCACACAACAACACAUAUAGUGAGUCAGAAGGUAUGCGUCUGGUGAACGACUGUGAGGCUCCACGCGGUGCAAACAAACACAAGCGCAACUACAUCGACAUCCCGGCCAGGGAGGCCAAAAUCAGCCAGCUGAACAACUAUCAUACUGAACCCAGCGAGAGCAACACGGAAGCUGACAGUUCUCGGGCAAUCAACCUGCCGAGGAGGCAUCCUCGCAACAUAAACAGCAUCAGCGACAACAGCAGCAACAACAGCAACAAUCUGCACCAACAACAGAACUGCAUCGGGGACGGUUACUGUCUCAUGGCCUCAGACAAGGGUGUCAGACGCAAGGACAACCGAGGCAACCUCUCCAAGGACUGUAAGACUGAUGCUAGUGGUAGUGGGGACACUUUGGAGGAGUGUGUGUACUCUGAGGUCGCAGCUCUGAUAUCAGUGAAUGAGUGGAGACCACAAUACCUACUGCAGCUGUUCAAGGACCUACGACUGCUCAGCUCAUGUCCAGACCCUGGCAUGCAGGCCACUCUGUCUUCUACAAUACACGCCUUGGCAUCUCGUUCCUCUCAGGAGGAGCGUAGAGCGGGAGUGGGUGUGGUGAGUGAGGAGUCGGUCAGUACUCAGACAGUGGCAGCUCCUGACUAUCUCGCCAGCUUCUCUCAUCAACCUCAAACACGUAACUGGACACAGAAAGAAACUAUUCCCCCUCCCCCACCUCCACCACCGCCACAACUACCAUCUAACUGUGCCAAGCUAGACAGAGAGGUGCGCAGUGUUUUGACGGAGAUGUUGCCGUUCAUCAUGUCACAGGCUGGGGAGACAUGUGGCCCCGCCUUGCUGGAGAGUGUACGUAAACUGAUACUACACCUGGUACACACACCUCCCCCCGCCACUCAGGACCAGCUUGAUGCACAACUGGAAGACGCUCUACACAAGUUCAUCGGCCACAGGCUAGGAGAUGUUUAUGAGGAGUUGCUGAUCAAUGUAGCCGAUGUACUUAUCAGUGAGCUGACAUUCCUGCGUCUGGUCAACACAGUGCAUCACAACCACAGCACGGAGCAGCCGAAUGGUGAUGUUGUUCAAGUGGUGGAAGAAGAGGAAGAAGAAGAGGAGGGAGCCGUAGGAGGAGUAGUGGGGGAAAGUGUGUCUUCCUCUCUUCUCAACCUGCAUCCGGCAAACCAGGCCCGCAGAAAUAAGUUUGUUGGGCAGAGUGAGCCAGUGUCUGAGGCAGAUCUAGCUGAGGCCGACCAAUCACGUCACUCGACUGGUAGCGGUGGCGAGGAGGAGAGGGGGGACACAGCGGAGGGUAUUGACCAACUGGAAGAAGCAAGUGGUAGAGAUGUCAACAUGGCUACUUGUAACGGGAACCUUGCCACCGAAUCUAAGACUGAGGCUUGCUGGGCUGUGGAGCAGGACCGAGAGUUAGGCUUGGACCAAGUCCCGACACGACUACACAACUGCGAGACUGAACCUGACGCCUCCCAUCCCGGACCUCCCGAUCCCAAUACAUCGAUAUGAUGGUUUAGAGUUCUGCCUCUUCGACUCUGUUCCUUACUUUAAACCUUCAACAAGUAGACUCUGCUGCUGCUAGACUGUCUUAUUUUAUUUAAUCAAAUCAUUUUGUUUAUUUAGUAUAAUGUGCCUUUUUACUGUUAAAUUAUAAAUUACUUUAUUUAACAA
Macrosteles quadrilineatus (aster leafhopper) is the source of this 5026-nucleotide messenger RNA. Its product is annotated as pericentriolar material 1 protein-like. Gene Ontology annotation, cellular component: ciliary basal body; centrosome; centriolar satellite. Lineage: Eukaryota; Metazoa; Arthropoda; Insecta; Hemiptera; Cicadellidae. The record is from RefSeq and is a predicted model, not a curated record. Bases 242 to 4864 code for a protein of 1540 amino acids. Gene Ontology annotation, biological process: microtubule anchoring at centrosome; protein localization to centrosome; centrosome cycle. The transcript is spliced from 35 exons.